Molecule: messenger RNA, 1695 nt
Organism: Zasmidium cellare ATCC 36951
Lineage: Eukaryota; Fungi; Ascomycota; Dothideomycetes; Mycosphaerellales; Mycosphaerellaceae
Exons: 3
Coding region: 1-1695 (564 amino acids)
Biological process (GO): secondary metabolic process
Molecular function (GO): CoA-ligase activity
Source: RefSeq, a predicted model, not a curated record
AUGUCCGGAAUCUACAGACAUCCAGAUCGACCAAAAGUCGAAAUCCCAGAUCUCGACCUGUUGACUUUCCUCUUUGACUCAACACAUUGCCUGGCAGAAGACGACACGGUGCUCCAUAUUGCAGCUGAAGAUCCAAGCCGAAGCCUAUCCAAAAGGGAACUCCGUCAAAAUGCAAAGAGCGUUGCGUACGCUCUCAGGUCUCGAUACGAAGUUGGAGCAAAUGGGAAAGGAAAAGAUGUUGCUACUGUCAUCAGCAGCGGCCAGCCACUAUUACCAGCGGCAUUCUUCGGUGUCAUUGCUGCAGGAGGUAUCUAUUCAAGCGCUCACUCGACGGCUACUGUCGAAGAGUUGGUCCGUCAAUUGCAAACUAGUGAGUCGAGAGUACUCAUCUGCAGUGACGAUACUGUAGAAGUUGCUGGUCGAGCUGCAGAGAUUGCAGGUCUUCCACGAGGAAACAUACUGCUGAUCGGGUCGACGCCGACGUGGGCCCUUCGAUGUCUUGACAACCAUGAGAAUUUGCUUGGCCGGGGCAGCCUUGCCUGGGACCCCAUCACGGAUAGGGGAGCAUUGGAAAGAAGCCUAAUCGUCGUUGUCUGGUCAUCAGGAACAACGGGAGUUCCAAAAGGCGUUAAGCUAUCUCAUCGAAAUCUCGUCUCUCAAGCAUACAUCACACAUCUCCUCGGACGAGAGCGUGCAGACCGGCAGAUUGCCGACGGGACAUUCGUCCCGUAUGAGCAGCGCAGCCUCGCCCAUCUGCCAGCAAGCCACAUAGCAGGGCUCUUCGGCUACUUCAUCUCGAACUUCUACGCCGGGGCCUUGACCGUGUGGAUGCAGAAGUAUGAAUGGAGAGCGUUUUUACGGUAUAUCGAGAAGUACCAAAUCACCCAGCUGUUCACGGUGCCAAGUAUUUGGCAGAGGAUAGCCAAAUCUCCGGAUGUAAAGGGCCAAUUCGCCAGUUUGCGAAUUGCACAAAGUGGGUCCGCCCCUUUCGAAUCUAGCCUUCAAAAGACAGCUAGUACACGUCUGCGAAUGGCUGAGGGAGGCUUGAUCGCGCCGACUUGGGGCUUGAGUGAGACUACUGGAGCCGUGACAUUGUCUCAAAGUUACGAGACGAGCGAAGUAGGAACUGUGGGGACGAUCUUGCCAGGACUGGAGGUGAGACUAUUGGACGAGGAUCAUCGAGAUGUGCGAGAUGGGCAGGCUGGAGAACUUCUCGUCCGUGGGCCGACAGUCACCCAAGGGUACUUCAACAACGACCAGGCGACCCAAGACGCCUUCCACCAAGACUGGUUCCAGACGGGCGAUAUUGCGGUCCGGAAAGGCGGCAAGCUCAUCAUGGUGGACAGGAAGAAGGAGCUGUUGAAGUACAAGGCGAAACAGAUAGCUCCGGCGGAACUUGAGAAUCUGCUGUGUGCCCACGAGGGCAUUGCUGAAGCAGCAGUGGUAGGUAUUGCGUCUCCCGAGGAUCCGAGUUCUGACCUUCCGCGAGCAUACAUUGUUCCAGCCUCCGCCAAUCUGGCGGCUGAGGAAGUGCAUGCGUACGUGAAUGGUCGAGUGGCAAGUCAUAAGCGACUGCGUGGUGGAAUCGUCUUUGUGAGGGAGAUCCGGAAGAGUGCGAUUGGUAAGGUUCUGAGGAAGGAGCUCCAGCAGAGGGCGAGGAGAGAGACGAGCCGUGUAGUGGAAUCGAAGCUGUAG